GGUGCCUUGAAACCGAGCCGCAGCGACGAGACCGAGCGAGCCUGCGGACUUCCAACCGCUCGGAGAAGCCGACACUCGGACGAGUCGAGCCGCAAAAAGAUGACAAUUUAGGACGCGUUUUUCCACCCAAGCAACGGCCGAGCGUUGAACACACCUGGUGAGCUUUGGUUCGCGUCCCGUUUUCCUUUUUCGGUAGGAGGAGUACGUGCCCCCCCCCCCCCUCCUCACACCGGAGAAGUGAGUGAGAGUGGGCUGCUGGAGUCACUUACAAAGACCGUCAAGAAGUCAUGACACGACGGAGGAUUCAUUUGGAUGAAACUGUUUGAAAAAAAAAAAAAAAAAGUCCAAUUUCGACCGUGGGUGGACCCGCUCGGGUUUUACGGACCAGCAGCAACGCGCGGGGACGUUAAAUGUAGAUUCGCGACGCUUUUUUUCCCCUGGACCCUUUUUUUUUUUUGAGUCGCCCUACUUGGAUCAAAGUUUUUCCUUCCUUCCUUCCUUCCCUCCCCCCCCCCUCCUCCUCCUCCUCCUCCUCCUCCUCCUUCUCAACUAUGGCGGCGGCCAGGUCCACCACUGGCUUCGCGCUUGUGCGGAUCAUGUGGCUGCUGUGCGGGUUGUCCUCCUCACCCGCUUGUGCUCAACACUACAACAGCGAGAGCGGAAUCUCCAUCCCGGAGCAUGGAUUUUGCCAGCCCAUCUCCAUCCCACUGUGCACCGACAUCGCCUACAACCAGACCAUCAUGCCGAACCUCCUGGGCCACACCAACCAAGAAGACGCGGGGCUGGAGGUGCACCAGUUCUACCCGCUGGUGAAGGUCCAAUGCUCGGCCGAUCUGAAAUUCUUCCUGUGUUCCAUGUACGCUCCCGUGUGCACGGUUCUGGAGCAGGCCAUCCCGCCUUGCCGGUCCCUGUGCGAGCGAGCACGGCAAGGGUGCGAAGCCCUCAUGAACAAAUUCGGUUUUCAGUGGCCCGAGAGGCUUCGUUGCGAGGCGUUCCCGGUCCACGGGGCCGGUGAGAUCUGCGUGGGUCAGAACACGUCGGAGCCCGGCAGCUCGGGCUCGUCGUCGUCUUCUCCGUACGCGCCCGAGCCGGUGACCCUCCCCCCCAGCCGGCCCAAGUCUCCGCCGCACAACCAGUACCCGGAGUUCUCCUGCCCGCUGCAGCUGGACGUUCCGUCCUACCUGGGCUACAAAUUCAUGGGCGUCAAAGACUGCGGGGCUCCCUGCGAACCCAACAAGCCCACCGGGAUCAUGUAUUUCCGGGAGGACGAGGUGAAAUUCGGCCGGCUCUGGGUGGGCAUCUGGUCCAUCCUGUGCUGCGUGAGCACUCUGUUCACGGUUCUCACCUACCUGGUGGAUAUGAGGCGCUUCCGCUACCCCGAGCGGCCCAUUAUCUUCCUGUCCGGCUGUUACUUCAUGGUGGCUGUGGCGUACGCCGCGGGCUUCUUCCUGGAGGACAAGGUGGUGUGCGUGGACAAAUUCAAGGACGACGGCUACAGGACGGUGGCCCAGGGGACCAAGAAGGAGGGCUGCACCAUUCUCUUCAUGGUCUUGUACUUUUUCGGGAUGGCCAGCUCCAUCUGGUGGGUCAUCCUGUCCCUCACGUGGUUCCUGUCGGCCGGCAUGAAGUGGGGUCACGAAGCCAUCGAGGCCAACUCGCAGUACUUCCACCUGGCCGCGUGGGCCGUGCCCGCCAUCAAGACCAUCACCAUCCUGGCCAUGGGCCAGGUGGACGGCGACGUCCUGACCGGCGUGUGCUUCGUGGGCAUCUUCAACGUGGACGCCCUCAGGGGCUUCGUCCUGGCGCCGCUCUUCGUCUACCUGUUCAUCGGCACCUCCUUCCUGCUGGCCGGCUUCGUGUCGCUCUUCCGGAUCCGCACCAUCAUGAAGCACGACGGCACCAAGACGGAGAAGCUGGAGAAGCUGAUGGUGCGCAUCGGCGUCUUCAGCGUGCUCUACACGGUCCCGGCCACCAUCGUCAUCGCCUGCUACUUCUACGAGCAGGCCUUCCGGGAGCACUGGGAGCGCACCUGGCACAUGCAGACGUGCAAGCGCUUCGCCGUGCCCUGCCCGCUCCACAACUUCGCCCCCAUGACGCCCGACUUCACCGUGUUCAUGAUCAAGUACCUGAUGACCAUGAUCGUGGGGAUCACCUCGGGCUUCUGGGUCUGGUCCGGCAAGACCUUGCAGUCGUGGAGGAGGUUCUACAAGCGCCUUAGCAACGGUAACCACGGAGAGACGACGGUGUGAAGCGGAAAUGAGGUACAAAAACGACAAUAAUAGAGAAUGAGGUCAGAUAGCUUUCAUUUUUAUACUAUUUUGGACAUAUUUUUCUAUUUGUAACAAGUUUGCAAGCCCACAGACAGAACUUUUUCUUCUCUAUAUUCGAUAUUAAAUGGAAGGAUCUGCAGUUCUUUUAGACGAUCUCAUAACUCUUUUGAAUUCUUUUGUGUUCUUGGAUUUUAAACGCAUAACCUCAUUGUCAUUAACACCGGACUUGAAGUUAUCCCUAUUUACUCACUCACUACAUCCUUAUUGUGUUUUGCUCCCAUGUUGAAUGUACGUCGUGUGUCCGCGCUCACGUGAUCGAAUACGACUGAUGGGCCUAAACAAAACAAAACAAAAAGUGCCGAGUGCCACCAAAAGGUCCUCGGACUGUGAAUGCAUUCUGUAGGCUUUCCUGGAUUUGACAUUUUUAAAUUACUCAGCUUGUAGACUGAAAUGCUUUACAUUGUGUGUUAGAUUUAAUUAAAAAAGAAAAUAAAAAUCUGCAGCAGCUGAUGUUGUUGCCAAGUGACUACGCACAAUUCUCAGAAAACUUUUGACUUUUUUUUUUUUUUUUUUCUUUUUAAGCGUCUUUUUCCCCGCAUUGAAUGUUCACUCCGAAGGUGAAUGAAGUUACUGUUUGUGUCGGUUUGCACAAAGGUUUUUUUUUGCUUUGUUUUUUUUAAAGCGUUAAAAGAAGUGACUGUUACACUACAAACGGCUCAUUCGGUUUAUUGUGACGACUAAAUUCCCGACGGAUUUUUUCUUGACCCUUAACCCGAGAGCCACGUUGCUCUUUUAGUGCCAUUAUAACCCCCCAAGUGUUCAACGGAGUUUGAGCACUCCUCACCACUGUUGCGCUGUUCUAGCAUCAACAUUAUAAACCUCUAAACUGGUUGUGAAGUUUCUGUGUCCCGUUUCAUUAUGAACUCAUCGGUACCACGAAAUGGCCUGAUUAGAGACCACACAUACACAAACAUGAGCCUCAGCUCAGCCUGUGUGUGUGUGUGUGUGUGUGGUCCCUACAUUGGUGGACCACCGACCAGAAGGACUGUAAUACAUUUCUUCUGUGGGAUUGGAAAUGGUGCUCGAGGAUUUUUGAAUGUUUAUUCUCGCUUAGAUAUAGACGAUUGUUCACACAUUAGCCUGCCAUUCUUUGUUUUUAUUGCCUUAAGAUGUGUUGAAAUGGAUCUGUGCUGGGGAGGAGGGUGGAUUUGUUUUUUCUUUUCAAUUUGUUGAAGUUGUUCCGCAUCCAGACUGAACUUUUGCAUACAGAGCGAAAGUGCAUGUGCUUUAUGUCCCGCUAGCGUGUGCCAUACAGAAGCCAUGCUUCUGUCCUUGUGUGCCUGAUCCUAAAUGUCAGAAAAUGCACAGAUGAGUUUUAAAAGAAAAAAGGUCACAAGGGUUUGAAUGUUCAGGCAUGCCUAGCUGUGUUUAGCAGCCAGACAGUUGUCUAUGUGUGUGUGUGUGUGUGUGUGGUUCUGUUUGCAUGACCUCGAAAUGUCUACCAGUUGAUAAUCUAGUAAUGGACAUGAACCAAGUGUCUUAUGAAAUAACUCUACCCUUAUGUGUAUUUACAGGAAAGUACUGCUCCAACAUGUAAUCUGAGUAUUUUUAAAAAACAUUUUUUUUUAAUUCAAAUUAUUCCAUAUGGAGACACCACACUUUCAGGUGAGAGGACAUUCUUGCACAUUGCAUUAAAAUGAUUCAAUCCACUUGUUGAUAGACCCGAUUACCAGCCUUUUGGACCACAACUUAAAAUAACAGGUCUGUGGAGGAACAACAUUGUUAUUGUUGUUUUGUUUUUGUUUUUCCUGUCAUGUUGCACAUUUUUCUACGUGUAAAUAACGCAAAGAUAGAGUUUAAGAUGGAACAAGGAUGAGUUAUUGUUUUUCCAUCGCACAAACUAUACUCUCAACACACUAGACUGCGACACAAUCCUAGAAUGCAUACUGUACAUACUAUUUUUUUUUUUAUAGUGACAUCUUAGCAGUUCAUGUAAAAGAAAUCCCCAUAUGAAUGUGUAAGAAGUGUGAGUGACGCAAGACUCGCCCGUUUAGUUUUUGGUCGUUUCAGAUUUAUGUAUGUACUGUAUAUGUGUGUGCGUGUGUGUGCAUUAUGCAAAUUAUCCAUUUAAUACGCCCAACUUCUUAUAUUUAUGGGGAUGCUCAUCUGUCUCUCUCUCUUUUUUUUUUUUUUUUUUUUUUACUUCUUUUUAAAGCCUGUUGUAUCUGUACAGUCUGAAUAAAAGUGA
This is a messenger RNA of Phycodurus eques (leafy seadragon), 4518 nucleotides long. RefSeq names its product frizzled-7-A-like. Gene Ontology annotation, biological process: canonical Wnt signaling pathway; non-canonical Wnt signaling pathway. The record is from RefSeq and is a predicted model, not a curated record. Lineage: Eukaryota; Metazoa; Chordata; Actinopteri; Syngnathiformes; Syngnathidae. Gene Ontology annotation, cellular component: plasma membrane. Gene Ontology annotation, molecular function: Wnt-protein binding; Wnt receptor activity. Bases 552 to 2249 code for a protein of 565 amino acids. The transcript has a single exon.